GUCGUUCAGAUCUCCGAGGGAAAGGGGCUGAGUGCAGCUCACCCAGGGGUCUGUGGAGACCCGAGGUGGGUGGAAGUGGGGAAAGCGAAAGUUGCGGUCUGUAGUUGCCAUGGAGCCGGGCCCUGCCGUGUCCCCCGGGCCUUUCCGCUCCUUCAAGGAGGAACUGCUGUGCGCGGUCUGCUACGACCCGUUCCGCGAUGCUGUGACUCUGCGAUGCGGCCACAACUUCUGCCGCGAGUGCGUGACCAGCUGCUGGGAGGCUCAGGUGUCGCCUUCCUGCCCCGUAUGCAAGGACCGCGCGGCCUCCGCCGACCUGCGCACCAACCACACCCUCAACAACCUGGUGGAAAAGCUGCUGCGCGAAGAGGCCGAAGGCCCGCGCUGGAAGGGCCACCGCUUCCCACGCCUCUGCCGCCUACACCGCGGCCAGUUCAACCUAUUCUGCAUCGAUGACAAGGAGCUACUGUGCUGCUCGUGCCAGGCCGACCCCCGGCACCAGGGACACCGCGUGCAGACAGUGAAGGACACUGCCCAAGAUUUUCGGGCCAAGUGCAGGAACAUGGAGCACUCGCUUCGGGAGAAAGCCAAGGCUUCCUUGGUCAUACAGCACUCCUACCAGGCCAUUGCCAAGCACAAUCAGGAGAAGUCUGCCUGGCUAGAAAAGCGGAUCCGGCAGGAGUUCGAUAAGCUUCGAGAGUUCUUAAGAGUGGAGGAGCAGGCCAUCCUGGAUGCCGUCGCCGAGGAGACCAGGCAGAAGCAGCUUCUGGCAGAGGAGAAGAUGAAGCAGCUCAGGGAAAACACAAAGACUCUGAUGCACGAGACCGAGCGGCUGCAGAUGGAAAUGAAGGAAGAUGAUGUUUCUUUUCUCAUGAAACACAAGAGCCGAAAACGCCGCCUCUUCUGCACCAUGGAGCCAGAACCCAUACAGCCCGGCAUGCUCAUCGACAUCUGCAAGUACCUGGACUCCCUACAGUACCGCGUCUGGAGGAAGAUGGUUAUGUCUGUUGAAUCUGUGCCCUUCAGCUUUGAUCCCAACACCGCGGCCGGCUGGCUGUCCGUGUCCGAUGACCUCACCAGUGUCACCAACCACGGCUACCGAGUGCAGGUGGAGAACCCGGAGCGCUUCUCCUCAGCACCCUGCCUGCUGGGUUCACGCACCUUCUCCCAGGGCUCCCACGCCUGGGAGGUGGACCUGGGGACGCUGCCCAGCUGGCGGGUGGGCGUGGCGCGCAUGCGCCAGGAUACCGGCACCGGGGGCCACUCCCACAGCUGCUACCAGGACACUCGCUCCGGCUUCUGGUACUUGUGCCGCACGCAGGGGGUGGAGGGUGACCACUGCGUGACCUCAGACCCGACCACGUCACCGCUGGUCCCCUCCAUCCCGCGUCGCCUGCGUGUGGAGCUGGAGUGUGAGGAGGGCGAGCUGUCCUUCUACGAUGCUGAGCGCCACAACCACCUCUACACCUUCCAUGCCCGCUUUGGGGAGGUGCGGCCCUACUUCUACCUGGGGGGCACACGGGGGGACGGGCCCCCCAAACCUAUGCGCAUCUGCCCCCUGCGCAUCACCGUCAAGGAGGAGCUGGAUGGCUGAGCCCGCCAGAGGCUGCCCAGGUGUAUGCCGCGGUCCUGCUUUCUUUCGGCCCCUCUUCCUACAGCCCCUCGCUUGGGCACCGUUACCUCCUGCUUUCUUGCCGGGAUCUUGCUCCUGCCUCGGAUCCCUCUCCAUGGCUCCGGGCCCCACGUCUCCCUCCUCAUUCUUGGUCUUUAUCCUCCACGGCUUGCUGGCCAGGCUCUCCCCAGAGUCGUGGCGAGAUGUGAAUUUUCUGAACCUUGACAUCCCUAUUUCUGGGGUGAUGUUUGCCUCUAGAGUAGACCUGUUUUAAAAUUUUUAAAUGUAGGUUUUAUUAUUAUUCAGCUGUGGUGAGGCCAACAGACCAGGAGAACACUGCUGUUGAAAAGAGUGUGUUACUUAGAGUUCCCAAGAGGGGCCCUGCGAUUUGGGGAUGGGAGUGGGGGGCACACACAGGGAAGCACCAGGUCUCCUGGGAGGCAGAGCGGGUGAGGGGAGAGCACAGGCGGGGGACUGCUGUGGUUUUCAGAGGAAGGAGCAGGUGAGGCACGUACAGGGUGGACAGGUAUAGGACCGGAUAGUUCAGCCAGCACCGGGAGGGGCAGCCCCGUGACCGGUGAGCUCCGCGUUUCAGUAUCGAGAAUACAGAAAACGGGAGUACAGUUAGCGCAGGGCCGCGGCUGUGGCUGAGGGGCAGGACCAGGGCCUGGCUUAUCUGUCGCUUUUUACCAGUAUUUUAAAGCUGCCUCACAGAGCUUCCCUGGGGUCGCUCAAGGCAAGGCUGCCCAUCAGAUCAACUCUGAUUUAUCUCUCGACACUUUUUGGGUGAUUUCCUCUGAACAGAGGGUUUCAGAGUGCUUAAAAAACACAAUUUUAAAACCAUGGUUUAGACUGGUUUCCUGUCUGGUCCUCAGUUUCUUCAUCUGUAAGUGACACAGCAGGACUGGAAGGCGAUGCGCUUCUGUAGCUGCUCUGGAGGAAACCCCCCCAUCCCCCCCCCUCCACCCCCGGGCUCUGUCACACAGGCCUGGGAAGGGAGGGAAGAGGGUAUUGUUGGGGGCGGGGCAUGAGAAGCGAGGGAGGUGGGUCUUAGCCAGCCUCCGGCUGCUUAUGCGUGCUCUGCUGCCUUUUGCGUUUUUAUCCCAAUUUCUUCUCCCUCGGCCAUGCCCGCCAGAGUUGGACCUCUACCUUUUUACCUCACGCACACCUCCAGGUGGUUUUUAAUGCUCGAAUCCCCGUGUCCUGGGGACGGCGUUGUAAAAGGAGAUAUUUUUCUAUAGUAGCAACAUUCUCGUUGGGGGAGGCACGAUCCUGACCAAGGAUUCAAGUCCUUUCUCCUGCCUGUACCCCCGGUUCACAGAAACGAACAUUUUAAACAAAUGAUUUUUUAAAAACUGUAAAUUGGUUAUAAACAUGGUGCAUACUUUGGUAGGGGCCCCGGAGGGACUUGGUAGGACAUGCCACUGAGUGGAGGCAACCAGGUCGGCAGUGGGAGGAUGUUGGUGAGUGGGCCCCUUGACAGGCACUCAGAACAGCUCAGCACACUUUGAUACCAAACCCGCCCGUGGCCGGUGGGCACGCUCUCAAAUCAAGUACUUAUCUAGCCCUUCUAAUGUAAUUCUUACAUAGUUAUCUUGACCAGAAGUUAUUUUGUUAGUUACAAUGAACUUCUUAAAGUGUUUUAUAUUUCCACCUUAGAUGUUGGAAGAGGUUGUUUUUUUUUUACAGAAUAAUUUGCAUAGCCUAGACCCCUUUUUACAAAAAAAUAAAAAUAUUUGGGAUAAAACCCACCUUUUUUUUUUACAUUUCCCUUUUAGUGUUCUCGUAAGCAAAAGUUCAUGUUGUAGCAUGUAUUCAGCUUUAUUCCUUUUUAUUACUGGGUAAUAUUCUGUUGUGUGCAUAGACUAGUUUGUAUUUAUCCAUUCGGUUGGUGGGCAUGUGGAUUGUUCCCACUUUUUUGGCCAUUAUGAAAACGCUGCUCUGAACUUAGGUGUGGACAUGUUUUCCAUUCUCUUGGGCAUAUACCUAGGAAUAGAUUGGCUGGAUUGUGUGGUGACUGUUUAACUGUUGGAGGGACUGCCGGUCUGUUUUCCAACGUGGCCGCCCCACUUUAUAUUCUUACCAGCCUUGUAUGAGGAUUUCACUGCGCCAGUAUCCUUGUUAACACUUGUUAUUGCAUGUCUUUCAACUUAGCCGUGCUGGUGGGGGAGGGGACUGUAAUCUCAUUGUGGUUUCAAUUUGCAUUUCCCUGAUGCCUAAUGAUACUCGGCAUCUUUUCAUGGGCCUGUUUGCCACUUGCAUGCCUUUUCAGGAGAAAUGACUCCAGAUCCUUUACCCAUUUUAAUUAGGUUAUUUGUAUUUUUAGUUAUCGAGUUGUACAAGUUCUUUAUACAUUCUAGAUACAAGUCCCGUAUCAGAUACACGAUUUACAAAAAUUU
Molecule: messenger RNA, 4008 nt
Organism: Phyllostomus hastatus (greater spear-nosed bat)
Lineage: Eukaryota; Metazoa; Chordata; Mammalia; Chiroptera; Phyllostomidae
Gene: TRIM35
Product: tripartite motif containing 35
Exons: 6
Coding region: 110-1591 (493 amino acids)
Biological process (GO): positive regulation of apoptotic process; innate immune response
Molecular function (GO): zinc ion binding; protein binding
Source: RefSeq, a predicted model, not a curated record